Messenger RNA from Hemibagrus wyckioides, 993 nucleotides. RefSeq names its product trace amine-associated receptor 13c-like. The record is from RefSeq and is a predicted model, not a curated record. Bases 1 to 993 code for a protein of 330 amino acids. Gene Ontology annotation, cellular component: membrane. Lineage: Eukaryota; Metazoa; Chordata; Actinopteri; Siluriformes; Bagridae. Gene Ontology annotation, biological process: G protein-coupled receptor signaling pathway. The transcript has a single exon. Gene Ontology annotation, molecular function: trace-amine receptor activity.
AUGAACCUGACAGAGUUUAAUCAGUCUGAUCGCUGUGAGCAUUUCUCCUGUCCAGAGAGAUCUGUAUCUCCUGCAGUUUAUAUCUUACUGUACGUGUGUUCAGCUGCUGUGGUUCUGCUAACAGUGUGUGGAAAUCUGCUGGUCAUCAUCUCUGUUCUUCACUUCAAGCAGCUUCACACACCAACCAACAUGCUGGUGCUCUCUCUGGCUGUGACAGAUUUCUUUAUUGGUGCUUUAGUGAUGCCGAUGAUGAUUAUCUGGAUAAAUGAGUCAUGUUGGAUUUUUGGAACAGAUUUCUGCAUGUGUGUUAUGAUGACUGCCUCCUUCCUGAUGACCUUAUCCAUAUAUCAUAUUGUUCUGAUUGCUGUGGAUCGCUAUUUGGCUCUCUCAAACCCAUUUUUCUACAUGAACAAAGUCUCUGUGAGGAUCACUCGUGUUGUAAUUAUUUUUAACUGGUGUGUGGUGGUGGCCUAUAACUUAGCACUUUUUUAUUUCAAUGGAAACCUCAUGAGCUCUUUCAUGUGUCCUGGAGAAUGUUUUCUCUCUCUGAAUGUGUUUUGGUCUGUAAUUGAUCUCAUAUAUUCAUUUAUAUUUCCACUUUCUGUCAUAAUCAUAUUGUAUACUCUAGUGUUUGUGAUUGCUAAGAAACAUGCCACUGCUAUCAGAGAGCUUAAUAAUCACACACAACCUAAAACACAGAAAAUCACCUCACACUCCAUGAAAUCUGAGAGAAAAGCAGCUAAAGUCCUCGGCAUUUUAGUGUCUGUGUUUCUGGUGUGUUUACUUCCAUAUUUUAUUUACAGUUUAUUAGGGAAUGUUAUUGUAGUACAGAUAGAAUCUAUUCAGAAUUUUCUGAUCAUCAUUUGUCUUAAUUCCACCAUUAAUCCAGUUAUUUAUGCUCUGUUUUACCCGUGGUUUAGGAGGUUUGUUAAAUUAAUUAUAACUCUGCAAAUAUUUCAGACAGACUCUGCAUUAAUCAGUGUUCUUUUUUAA